AUGUUUGGAAUCCAACGCGAUCAACAGGAGGAGGAGGAGGAGUCGGAUCAAGAGGUUGGUGCAGGAGAAGCCCGGCGGCCAGAUGGAGGUCGACGGGUUCGUACCCGGUUGGUUCAGCAGGUUUCCAGUAGUGAUGACAGCGACAACGAAACCAGCGGGGAACGAGACAGCAGUGAGGAAAGUUCGAGUGACUCGGAGAGCGAGAAGAAGCCAGGAAAUGCCGAAAAGAGAAUUGAGGACGAUGUACCUAACACAGAAGUCCAGGAGGAGGACCCGAAGCUGUCCGAACGAAUCCAUAACCUGAUCAAACGUCAGAUUUGCCGUCUAGUAGACAGACGCUAUCCGAAUGUUGUUCUUCCGGAAGAAGUAUGCAGCCGCUACAAUAUCAACCCCAGACAUCGCCCAUUAAACCGCCCACGAGGCAAGGACAGUACAUUAAGGGACUUGGUACCAAGUCCUUGGGAAGUUAAGCCAACUGAUUCUCGAGAAUAUAACCGGACUACUGGUGAAGACCAGCUUGUUAUAGCAAGAGAAGACCAGCCGGUAUCGAAGUCAAGCACCACGUUGGAUCGAGCACCUGAUCGAGGAUGCGAACGAACAUCGGGAAGAGGGAGAGACAAUCGGUUAUCUGAGUGUGGUGAGGUUCGUUGGAAAUUCUCUGGAGGCCGAAGCUCUUUAUUGGCUGAGUAUUACAUACUGCUACUAGAGUGUAAGGUUAUGGUGACUCAACUCUUGAUCGAGAGUGAGAGUUGGAUUGAUGCCAAAAUAGCCUUUUCAUGGGCCGUGGGCCGAGUCCUCUUUCGAGAUGACGUGGUCACAGUUUUGGCAUUGCGUGGUUCGUUGGACUUGAUGGACUUUUUGCCCACGCAAUUAGUCCUGGCGAAACCCGUCGGGCGAGUCCCACGGGUUUUUCAGACAUCGCCAGGAAUGACAUCGCCGGGAAUCGAACCCACGCCUAAGCUGACAAACACCGAACCGGUGGUGAAAACCGAACCGGUGGUGAAAACCGAAACGGCGGUGAAAACCGAAACGGCACCGGACGGGCAAACGUCCAACCAGCCUCCUCACCCGGACCUAGCACCAAUCAUUUCUACCGCUGUUGUACCGUCCUGUUCGGAGCUGGCAAUUGCAGAAAAGAAUGAAGUACCUGAAUGUCCUCCUGCGGUUAAAGGAGAAAAAUUAGAGAAGGAUUCAUGCAUGGAUCCCCAGGUCAAGAUCGAAAUAUCCGCAUCCCUAGAAGAGUCUAAACCUGAGACAGUUAAAGAUGGACCGCCGCAGACAGUUCAUAUUGAAUUAGCCAAGAGUGAACUGCCCGUUCCGAUUCAAUCACAUAAAAAUGAACCCGAUAGAAAUGAGCCAGACAGGCAUGGGCCGCUGCAAACUGAACCCGCUCCCAGUACGGCGGAGCCGGGGGAGACAAAAGGUGACGCGAGCAAGACACGAGAACGCCCACCGUCGGUGACCGUGGACUUUGGAGAUGCACCGUUGGCGCAUGACCCAACUGGACUGAAGCCUGCUGGCAAUAGGAAGCAUUCUAACGCUAAGAAGCAUUCUAAUGAUAGGAGGCAUGGCAAAGCUAAGAAGGACUCUGAUGGCAACACCUUGAAGACGCAUCGGCCGAAGGAUGCUCAUGGUCGACGGAAUGAUCAACCAAAGGGUAAUCAACCCAAGAAUGGCCAACCCGGAGGUGGACACCUUAAAGGUAAUCGUCUCAAAGGUGAUCCUAAGGGUGAUCCUAAGGGUGAUCCUAAGAGUGAUCCUAAAGAUGAUCCUAAAGGUGAAAAGUUGGAUCCAGAGGACGUGGUGUUGGAUCCAGAGGACGUGGUGUUGGAAAAAAUGGAGCGGAGAUUUGAUCACUUUUUGAGGAAGGGGGAUAAGUUACGGAGGUCGCUACCAAGGAGUGUGUUUGGUCGGCGGAUGAAUGCGCCCCUGGAGGAUGAGAAGGAAGAAAAGUCAUUGCCGAGUUACAGUACCCUGGAGGAGUUGGAUGUAGCCAUAGCGCGGGCGGAUACGGGUCGGUUCAAGCCGUUUGCAUCGUACGUGGUUUAUGGCAGCAAAGCUUGUGGUGUGGAGAUUGUUCCCCGAGCGGUGGAGGGAGAAAUGGUCGAUGCCUCGAUGGUGGAGGGCAAGGUGGACGACCCAGCGGUGGCGGACCCAGCUAUGAAGGUGGUUGAUGAGGCGAAGCCGGUUGGGAAGAUGGUCGGGAAGAUGGUUGGGAAACGAGCACUAGCCAGCCUUUCUUUUUCGGAUUGCGAUUUGGACGCAGUCAUGAUGUUGUUGGGUCUGCAAAUGCUGGAGGAAUGGGAUAAGGGACAAGUGGGUACGGAGGCCGUUAUGGAAGAUUUCGUUCGAUUGGCGCUAAGAGCGCAAGAUGUCACAACUUCGGUCACGCAAGGAGUUCAGGACGCAGAGCAGCGGUGGGUGCAGGUCUCACGGCUGGGCAUGAAGCCGCGACGUGGCCAGUGGUGA
This is a messenger RNA of Gregarina niphandrodes, 2469 nucleotides long. RefSeq lists its product as hypothetical. The transcript has a single exon. The record is from RefSeq and is a predicted model, not a curated record. The coding region runs from base 1 to 2469 and encodes 822 amino acids. NCBI's taxonomy places the organism in Eukaryota, Apicomplexa, Conoidasida, Eugregarinorida, Gregarinidae.